Molecule: messenger RNA, 9371 nt
Organism: Biomphalaria glabrata
Lineage: Eukaryota; Metazoa; Mollusca; Gastropoda; Planorbidae
Product: pleckstrin homology domain-containing family M member 2-like
Exons: 17
Coding region: 176-3406 (1076 amino acids)
Biological process (GO): Golgi organization; regulation of protein localization; positive regulation of membrane tubulation
Cellular component (GO): endosome membrane
Molecular function (GO): kinesin binding
Source: RefSeq, a predicted model, not a curated record
CUCGUGAUGAUAAACAGAAAUAUACAUUGACAUCAUGAUGGAUUAAUCAUUUGGCGAUUUGUGUGUAGUUUAGAUUUCAAACAAACAAUGAUAGUUGAAUAUAUUGAAAUAACAUGAACACGUUUUGUAAGAUUUGUAGAGCAGGAUAUUUAUUUAUACAUGUACAGUCCAUGAUAUGGCCAGACCUGCAGCUGACCGAAUGAGGCUAAAAGAUAAAAUUAUCGAUAAUAUUUCGAAAGCGAUCAAAUCGAUCCAAGAGCUUCUUUACUACCAGUCUACCAACCCUGUUCUAAAUGGCGGCUGUGUCACUGAAAUAAGACUCACUCUCACAAAUAGUGAUCGUCAGUGUCAUAAGCUGUGUGAGAACUUGGACCAUGCACUGCUUCAUGGAUUAAAACAUGUAACGCAUGGCUACUGGCCGGUUGUAAAACAGCUGUCUCACAAAGGUCUUGUCAGGGACAUUGAGAUUCUGGUCAAUGUAACAACUGACCUAGGACGAGGAAGAGCCUGGCUUUUUGCUAUGCUCAAUGAAGGACUGUUGGAGUGUUAUAUCAACCUUCUUGUACAAAAUGAGAAACUUCUCAGGAAGUUCUAUGCAAAAGAUGCCUUACUGCUUGAUGGAGAUAGAAUGACUCAACUUCAGACACUUACUUCUGGCCUGGAAUUUGUUACAUUCAAGUUUGAACUAGAUCUGCCCUAUUUAGAUCUCAAUGCCUAUCCUCCGCGCAGCAGGACAGACGCCCAGUUGGUGGGCGAUGUGCUGUCUACUUCACCCAGUUCUCUGGUGAAUGGGAAAUAUUCUCGGAGUGCCAGUUUAAUAUCGGCACUGGAGACCAGUUCUGGCUCACUGGAGUCAAGAUCCAUGUUACCCAGUGACUCUGACUCUCUCAGCACCACAAGCUCUGAUGCACAUACCCAGGCAGACCAAGGGCUUCAGAUGAGACUUAGUACAUACUCCACUGACUCUGGCUUUCCUGCAGACAGCCUUUUUAACAGCACAACAACAUUGAAACAGCGCAGCGUGACGCCUCCAGAUAUUGUUGUGAACAGGAAGGCCAGAAGUGUCACUCCUAGUGACAACAUAUCUGUGGCAUCCUUGGGGUCAACAGGGGAACAGGAUCGGCACCAGAGGCUGGAAAACCUGAAUCCUGCCACAGAAGAGGAUGACAAUGGCAAAAGCCAAGUAUUAGAAGUCAUCCGCAUUACUAAAAAGACUGCAGUGGCUGGAAAACCUAAAAAGAAAAGAAACCUUUCUAAUAAAAAAGAAACGAGUAAUAAAAAAUCUGUUGAAGCUGUACCAGCUGAUACAAAAUCAGACCAAAGAGUAGAAGUGGGAACAGCUGUAAAUAAAGAUAUAGUCGACUCUCCUCUCGACUCUCAUAACAAUGAAAUCCACAAUAACUUGCCAGACCUCUGUGAUGCUGCCGAUUCCAAACUAGAUAUCAUUCCUGGUGAAGUGUCUUGUUCCAUCCCCAAGUAUGACUCUGGUUUAGAUAUAGCUACUUUGACUCCGGAUACAGAAAGGGGCUCAACUCCUGUUUCUCCCAUAGACGCAGAGGACCUAUGGAUUCCCUCCGAACUUAAGAAUGAUCAGGUUAAAGUAAAAAAUGUAAAUUCUAUGCCCGCAAUGUCUUCAAUGGCAACCAUUAAAAGUAAAAUCGACAGUCUUUGUGUUGGCAACAACAGUGACAGUUCUAGUCAUAUCGAUCAUUCGUUUUCACAUUCAAAUCAUUUGAGUCAACCUCCAGAGUCACAGCACAUGCAUGACUCAAGCCACACACUUCAUCCACAUUUUUCAUCAUCAGAUUCACCACCAACCAAAGCAGACACUAAUAGCUUAUUUACUGAAACCUGUAUGAAGCCCACAAAUGAUGACCACGCAACGUCCAGGAACCCUUCUAAUGAUGUAAAGCUUCCCAUUUUCAGUGAGGAUGAUUUUUAUUCUUGUUAUUCAGAGAAGGAUAAAUCUGAUGUGCCUGCUCUACAUUACCAGGAGAACAGUGUGUCCAGGGCCAAAGCUGCUUUGCAGUCCUCAUCUCAGCUGAAGGACUAUAUGGACUACAUUUUAAAGUCAAAUCAAAACCCAUCGCCAAGCAAUGCAAAAGGAGAUAGGGAGAGACCACAAGAUCAGGAGGACGAUUUAUCUGUCAGCCUGGACAACAAUGCCAAGCUUCAAAUCAUGUUAGAGAUACUGUCUCAUGAAGAUGAAAAGUUUUUAAAGAUGUUUGUGUCAAGGGAGAAUAUGAUGGAAGGGGAUGCUGGAGUUAUCUACCUUCUUGUGUCUGACCAGUGCCUGUACUUUCUUAAGUACAAGGAGUCCAGCCGGAAAUUUGUUCUACGCUCCAGCGCCAUGUUAUCUGACCUCAUUUUUAUCAGUACUGGCCUGAACGACCAGAUGAUCAGCAUUGAGAGUCGUGGCCAAAACAAGCAGAAACAGAGGCUGUGGGUCACUCCAGGCCAUCAGGCACUCACAAAAUGUAUUUUGGAACACCUGACUGUUGCAGUUAGAAAAGCCAAUGAGCACUUUACGUCUGUGAGGCCAAGAUUUAGUGUAGGGAGUGAAGUCCCCUUGCAGAAGAUAGCCCUAAGGAAGUAUAUCUCCAAAGAGUUGAACUGUGAGCCCUCAGAUGUUGUGAUCAAUGAUUACUCCCUGGUCUUUUGGGAAGACCCAUCUUCGGCAAAUAGAAAGCAAGAUCAGGAUGCACACAAAGAGGGCACGCUGCUCAUGUGGACGCAGGAUCCAAUGAAGGGUUAUAUCUGGAAGCCAGUCUACGUAGUGUUAAAAGAUUCCAUGCUGAGUGUGUCCAAUCACAAGACAGACACAAGACCUCACUCUCUGCUGGGGCUAGGUGGGGACCAGUGUAUUGGUUGCCGGCUGACCUCUGUGGGGGAUCGUAACAACUGUGUGGAGCUGGUCACUGCUCGAGGUGGAAGCUGGUUCCUCUCAGCAGCUUCUGAAGUUGAAAUAGCCCAGUGGAGGCAUGCCCUGUGUUUGGCAGUAUCCAAAGGAGUAGAGGAUGACAGUUCAUUGAUCUCUUGUGUGCCAUGUUGUGCUGUGCUUGCCUGCGGCACUGUCUUCCUUUGCCAUGAGGAUUUGCAGACAAAAUUUUUCCGGACAUUGGGCCGAGCCAAAGUAGAAGACCUGACAAGCCUUAGGACAGAUGACUCAGAUCCAACUUAUUGCAUUUUAGAAUUUGAGUCUCAGGAAGUUGGUGUCUCAAGUGUAAACUGGGUAUUUUAUUUCACUUCUGUUCAAGAUCUUCAGAGAUACCAGACAGCCAUUGGUCAAGUCUGGAAGGAAAAAUAUCAGGUGGAUGUCCCUGUUCUGUUGGUGGACAAUGCAGGUCUACAGCGGAGCUGCCUCUCCCACUCUCAGCUGCUUCACCAGCAGCUGUGCUUUAGUUGACAGUACCACACCUCCACAGAAAGUUGUGCCAAAGCAACGGAUCCUGGUUCGGUUUGUUAAGAUCCUGCUAAGAUUGCCCACGAGGGCAUGUUUUGUCUUUCCAGUGGUUUUCAUGUCAUUCAAGUUUCCAGCCUUCUUCCAGAACUACACCUGGACAAGCACUCAAAAUUACUGCAACAAAUUUCUCUUGUUCAGUGGAUUCAUAUUAAAACUCAGCUUGCAGCGUUUGUCAUGGGUUUUAUACUUAGAUGGGGUUCCUUAACAGUGGACAGGAUUCUUGAUUCAUCAAAAAAAAAGAUAGAUAUAUUUUGUAUAAUCCUGUUUGAUAGGCAGUUUUUUUUUUAAAUGUUUUCCAUGUUAGAUUAUCUGAAUUUUUCAGACACCUGCCAUUACUUGUGUUUGGGGAAAUAUCUGUACCUGUAUUUAACACAUUCAUGCAAAAUGUGAUAUUUUAAGUUUAUUUUUAAUUUCACACCAAUGGCUUUCUUGUGCUGCUCAUGUAGCUUGAAUGUUAUGCUCUUGUUUAUGUCUCUUGAUCCAUUUUGUAUUCAUUCAUUCCCAUUUAUCUCUUUGUAUAAUCUGUGCUUCAUUUAUGCCCCAUUCUUUUCUUGCUCCAUUUAUCCCCCCUGGGACAGCUCCCAUAUCCAUUUGAUCCUCUUGAAUAAGUUUAUUUGUAAGUUAUCUCCCUAUUCCUCAUUGGGUAUUCCAUUCGUUGCGAUGGUUGUUAUGUGACAUAUUAUUUAUAGAUUACAUGAUUGCUUGUUCACAUCCAUGUUUGUCGUCUUUCAGCUUUCCUAAUUGUCUGAUGUAGAUAUUUAUAGUUUUGUUUAUUUAUCUGUUGAUUUUUUUCAACAUUCUCCCUCCAAGCAGACUCGCUUGUUCUCUUAAGGGGGGUCACAUGAAUAUGUUUUUACUUUAAACCUGUGUAUAAAUGUUUUAUGCUUUGAAAGUGUUUUUGUGCCAUAUCCAAAUACUAGGCUCUUGACAUGUUUUGGGAUCUGAAAUCCAAUAUGUUUGUAGUACAUCACAUGUAAGUGAGGGAGACAGGUUUUUUUUUUAUAUUCCAUAUGUUCCUUCAGAGUUGGAGGGAGGGGGAGGGUUCAAAACUGGGACCAUGGAGACAGCAGUCUAGAGUGCAUACCACACAACCAGGCAGCCAGAUGAAGAGGUCAGUGCAAAGUAUAUCAAGUGGUGUAGAUAGGGAAAUAAUGAGCCCAGCCAAAAAAUAAAAACUUAGUAUCAUUUGGUUCAAUAAAGAAAAAGUUUAUUAUUUUUCAAAUUCAAAAACAGAAAUAAAAUGAUUUAGAGUUGAAUGUAACACAUUCAAUGGGAAAUAGAAUUAAUUAUAAAAGCUACUAACACAGGAAAAGUAUACAAACUCAUCCAUAACUUGCAAUGACAUACAACAAAAUAAAUAAUAGAAGAUGAUUAAUAAUAAUAGUAGGACGUAAUCAUCUUUUUUGAAGUAAUGUCUAUAUUAUAUAAGAUAAGAUAAUAAAAACAGGAUGAAAAAAGAAGAUAAUUUUUUAUAAGGUAAAUUUGUUUUUGCAUUGACAUCUCUAUAUGUAUACAAUCCAUCUCUUAUGGUGCAUUGGCAUUCGACAAAAAAAAAUCACAUUAUUCAUCUCUCUAUAUAUGAACAUAAAUUGUGUAAACUCAUUGUCUGCAUUGUUUUGUUUCAUUUCCAAAAUGAAUGCAUUUCAGCUGAUCAUUGUUUUCGAUGAUCAAAUUUUUCAAUCUUUCAUGUGACCUGUUUGUCUUUGAGUAGUACCUAUGCUGUGCGUCAUCCUUGAUCUAUUUACUCUUGCUAGCUGUGCAAUUACAAUGGGGAUAUUCUUGGUGGAUCAUCUGUUAUGAUUAUUAUUUUUUUUGCUCAUUUGUGAAGGUGCAAAGGUUUUAAAUGUUACCAGCAAGAUAGCAGUUUUUGUAUGGCCAUUCUUGGUUUUGGCUGUAGAUAUGCUUAGUAACUCAUAUAUUGUUUUUGUUUUUUUCUUAUCUAAUUUAGUGCAAUCAAAGAGUGUAUGCUGGUUCUGGGUAAAAAUAUAAGAACUAGUAAGGAAAUUUCCAGAACUUAAUUGUGCCAUCUUGUUGGACAAGUUGUUUUUUUUACCUAGUUUCAUGCCAAUUAAAUAAAUCAAAGUGAAAAAAAAACAAAAACUUGUGACAAUGAAAAUCAAUUCGUCAGCCAUCAUUGUCAAGCCACUUGAUGAAACUAUUGAAUUGGUUACAAAAUUUAUUUGUAAAUAAAAAUAAAGGGGCUACAUUUGUGACAGGAGUGGGUACGAUUGUGACAAAUGGGGUACAUUUGUGACUGAAGAGGUACAUUUGUGACUGAAUGGCCUCUAUUUGUGACAGAAGGGGUACAUUUGUGACUGAAUGGCCUCUAUUUGUGACAGAAGGGGUACAUUUGUGACUGAAUGGCCUCUAUUUGUGACAGAAGGGGUACAUUUGACACUUAAUGGCCUCUAUUAGUGACAGAAGGGGUACAUUUGUGACUUAAUGGCCUCUAUUAGUGACAGAAGGGGUACAUUUGUUACUUAAUGGCCUCUAUUAGUGACAGAAGGGGUACAUUUGUGACUGAAUGGCCUCUAUUUGUGACAGAAGGGGUACAUUUGUCACUUAAUGGCCUCUAUUAGUGACAGAAGGGGUACAUUUGUCACUUAAUGGGCUCUAUUAGUGACAGAAGGGGUACAUUUGUCACUUAAUGGCCUCUAUUAGUGACAGAAGGGGUACAUUUGUCACUUAAUGGCCUCUGUUAGUGACAGAAGGGGUACAUUUGUGACUUAAUGGCCUCUAUUAGUGACAGAAGGGGUACAUUUGUCACUUAAUGGCCUCUAUUAGUGACAGAAGGGGUACAUUUGUGACUUAAUGGCCUCUGUUAGUGAUAGAAGGGGUACAUUUGUGACUUAAUGGCCUCUAUUAGUGAUAGAAGGGUGGUACAUUUGUGACUUAAUGGCCUCUAUUAGUGACAAAAGGGUGGCACGUUUGGUUGAAUAAAUUAUUGCCUGAUUAUUCUUCUGUGAUCUCAUUAUUGGUAUAAUUAUAUUUUGUUUUGUAUAUUAAGUUGUUGACAUUUACAUUUUUAAAAGGUAGACUUAUCAUUCAUACUAAAUUUAUUUGCAGUAAAACAUGGAAAUGUGAGACGGGGACUGUUGUGUGCUGGGCUGGGAGGAAGCCACUUGUUGAAGAAAAUGGUGCAGCUUGGUCUAACUUAAUGUCAAGGAUAAAUCAUAAAAUUAGCGAGAUCUAGAAAGGUUAAAAUCCUCUCUUUUACAUGCCCUGAAUAAAAACUCUUUGCUUGUGUGUAGUGGAUAUAUGUUCCCUACAAGUCAAGGGCAAAUGACUUUUCCCUAACUUUUUAAUAUGCUAGUCUGGGACAAGCACAAAAAAAAACAAGAUUUGAUUGUUUGCAGAACUAUCCUAAGUAGGAACAUACAGGGCUAUUGGCUAUAUAGCUUGCUCAGGCCUGAUUAGACUCCAACACAUGAGAGCUCUCUCUGUGUCCCUUUUGUGCACCAAUAUUCUUUGGGCUGCUUAGAAUGCGCCACAUCUUUAAAACACUUUUUUUUUCCAGCUUUUGAGAGUUACUCAGGCAUGCUAGAGGAAAUUAAAUGGAAACAUGUAACCAUUCAGAGAUCAUUUUGUAGACUUUGAAACCAAAGUGUUAAUAUCAUUCAUUAAUAAUGCCUUCUUGAUUCUAGUUUAUACAUUCUCCUUACCAACUUGUCACCUUGUUGUUUUACCUCAUCAUGGCUUACCUAAAAGUCUGCCAGACCAAUCCAUUUCAGAAACUCCUAUUUUGAAGUGUUAUUCUUUUGUUGAGUUCUAUAUCUAUAUGUAUACACAAAGUUAGCCAUUAUUUAGGUCAGACUUGUGUCUGUUUAGAUAGGAAACAAAAUGGAGUAAAUCCAGUGCUACUCGUGACCCAGUUGUAGUGGAGUUAAUUUGUUUGAAUGUAAUCAGUUUUGCAGCUGAAGAACAGAACAUGUGGUUGUGUGCAUCUCAAUAGCUAAUGGUUGCAUGUAUUUGUCCAUAAAAUUAAGCCAUUUUCACAUCUGUAUUUAUUGCCCAGGAUCUUCAAUAUUUUCAAUCCUUUAAUUCUUAGAAUUGUUUUGUUUCUAAUUAGUUUUACUCACACCCACUUACCCCUAAAAUUUCAGAAUUCUCUUGUGGACAUUUGGACUUUUGGGAAACAUAAUUCAUGAAUGUUACACAUCUUAGGUCUUGUUGCUUAGAUUUUAUUUAUUAUAGUUUUCAUUUCUACUUUGGCCAUAUAGAAUGGUAAUAGUGUACUAUACACUUGAUAUGAGCUUUAUCUGUUGACCUUUAUAGAUCAUACACUUACACUUUGUAUGGCAUUUUGUUUGGUAGAGUCAUUCUGUAUUUAUUUAAUACUUGUCUUGAAAUAAAACAUAUUUAUUUGUAUUGAAGUCCCUGCUACUCUAGUCCAUUGUAUGUGACAUGAUUUUUUCUCCCCACGAGUGUUUACAUAUUAACAAAUAACUGAAAUGAGCAUGACAGUUGAUCUGGUUCAUUGUGGGAUCUCACAGCAGACCUUUUUGUACUCCCCUUUGCCUUGAAAUGAGGCUCAGCAGAACAAUGGUUGGUUCAAAAUUGAUUGUCUCUAGUUCAAAUCUUUUGUUGUUAGAGCAUGACUUCUUAUGUCAACUCAGGAUUUGUAGACUUUGUCUAAACCCACCUGUUUUGAAGAGAUACUGACAUUACUUAGGGAAAGUGGUGAUCAUGUAGACUUUGUCUAAACCCACCUGUUUUGUAGAGAUACUGACAUUACUUAGGGAAAGUGGUGAUUAUGUAGACUUUGUCUAAAGCCACCUGUUUUGAAGAGAUACUGACAUUACUUAGGGAAAGUGAUUAUUCAUUGACAAGUGACUUGUGUCAACUAAUUGAAGUACAUGUGUAUUGAAAGAUGAAUGUGUUUAUACGAUAAGAUUAUUUUGCUCCCCUGGGACUGCAGUGUAAGUAAGCUAUGCUCUAGAAGUCUCUAAGUCAACCUAAAGGCUGCUGGUCAUGCUAUUUGUUUCUUUGUUUGUUCAGCUGUACCAUUGACCAGGGUCAAAGAUCUAGUCUGAACUGUUUGGUGGUUUCCAUAUGAGAAGAUUCUCUUUGAGAGACAUGUCUUGAGGGGGUAGUGAGUUGACCAGACCUGUUGGUAGAGUAGACAAGCUUCAAGAAUAGUUUCUCGCCCCACUCUCAAAGGCUCUAUCUCACUAGUUUUGGUUUAUAGAAUUUAUUGAGUUAUACUGCUUGUGUACAGACCGCAAGUGACCAUUUCUUCAAGUGAACACAGUUCUUCCUGGUAGAAUUGAAGUAAUCUUUCUUUACGUUGGUCAAUAGAACUUAUCUUUUUUGUUUUUGUGAUCUAUUGAAGGAAUUUUUCAAUGCUAGACCUAGUCUAGAGUGCAAUAGUGUAGAACCUAUACAUAAUUAAUUAGCAUCACCCAAUUGUUUUAAAUAGACCGUGUCUGGUGUGCAUUGCUUUAUUUAUGUAUGCCACAUCAAUGACAUCAUAGAUAGACACGGCGUUGUCAACUAGCUAGUUUAUUAGAGACACGUUGUCAACCAGCUAGUUUAUUAGAGGCCCUGCAUCGCAAAGCGACAAGCCACAUUAAUUACGUCAUCGAAACCAUCAGAUGUUCUUGGUGAUUUUACUGCAUUACGGGCCAACUAAGAGAUCGUUUUUUGUUGCUGUUUUUUUUUGUUUUUUUUUUGUUUUGUUAAUUGAGGAUUACUUCCCAUAUCUAAGCUUAUCUCCCAUUUGUCGCUCUCUGUGAUAUGUGAUCAAUUGCUUGUCUCUGUUUUGUCAGCACAAUGUGAUCAAUGUCAUGCUUGUUCCUUGACGCUCAUUCUACUAGUGACUGAUGUUUAGAUUUCAUCAACUCUUUGUCAGUUUUAACAUCAGCGCUUUGGUUUCAAAUAAAUGUAUCAUGUAUUUUUUUUUUAACAA